This is a messenger RNA of Sphaeramia orbicularis (orbiculate cardinalfish), 1682 nucleotides long. Its product is annotated as cyclin-dependent kinase 8-like. Gene Ontology annotation, cellular component: nucleus. Gene Ontology annotation, biological process: protein phosphorylation. Gene Ontology annotation, molecular function: ATP binding; protein serine/threonine kinase activity. The record is from RefSeq and is a predicted model, not a curated record. NCBI's taxonomy places the organism in Eukaryota, Metazoa, Chordata, Actinopteri, Kurtiformes, Apogonidae.
AAGGAGCGGACACAUUCAGCCUAAACAGUGGUGAAAAUGGACUAUGAUUUUAAAGUGAAGCUGACCGGCGAAAGAGAGCGUGUCGAGGACCUGUUUGAGUACGAAGGAUGCAAAGUGGGAAGAGGCACCUACGGCCAUGUAUACAAGGCGAAGAGAAAAGAUGGGUGAGAUGAUAAGGACUACGCCCUCAAGCAGAUUGAAGGCACUGGCAUCUCCAUGUCAGCCUGCAGAGAGAUUGCACUUCUCCGGGAGCUGAAGCACCCCAAUGUCAUCUCACUGCAGAAGGUUUUCCUAUCACAUGCAGACCGUAAAGUGUGGCUGCUCUUCGACUACGCCGAACAUGAUCUCUGGCACAUAAUUAAGUUCCACAGAGCAUCCAAGGCUAACAAGAAGCCACUUCAGCUGCCUAGAGGAAUGGUCAAGUCCCUGCUCUACCAGAUUCUGGAUGGCAUACAUUACCUCCACGCCAACUGGGUCCUUCACAGAGACCUUAAACCAGCUAACAUUUUAGUGAUGGGUGAAGGGCCAGAGAGGGGUAGAGUAAAAAUUGCGGACAUGGGUUUUGCUCGUCUCUUCAAUUCACCAUUGAAGCCUUUAGCCGAUCUCGACCCUGUGGUAGUCACCUUUUGGUACAGAGCACCUGAACUGCUGCUGGGGGCUCGGCACUACACCAAAGCCAUCGACAUCUCGAUUGGCUGCAUCUUUGCAGAGCUGCUGACGUCUGAGCCUAUAUUCCACUGUCGCCAGGAGGAUAUCAAGACCAGUAACCCUUACCACCAUGACCAACUGGACCGUAUCUUUAACGUUAUGGGCUUCCCUGCUGAUAAAGACUGGGAGGACAUCAAAAAGAUGCCAGAACACUCCACACUGAUGAAAGACUUCAGAAGAAACACAUACACAAACUGCAGCCUUAUAAAGUACAUGGAAAAACACAAAGUCAAACCAGACAGCAAAGCAUUCCACUUGCUGCAGAAGCUGUUGACCAUGGACCCCAUCCGUAGAAUCACGUCAGAGCAGGCCAUGCAGGACCCCUACUUUUUGGAGGAGCCCCUGCCAACCUCUGAUGUGUUUGCGGGCUGCCAGAUUCCCUAUCCUAAGAGGGAGUUCUUGACAGAGGAGGAGCCAGAAGACAAGGCAGAUAAAAAAAACCAGCAGCAGCAACAGGGAAAUAACCACACGAAUGGAGCGGGGCACACUGGUAACCCUGAAAACAGCCACGCCCAAGGCCCGCCUCUGAAGAAAGUGCGAGUUGUUCCGCCCACCACUACCUCAGGUGGCCUCAUCAUGACCUCAGACUACCAGCGCUCCAAUCCACAUGCUGCCUACCAGAACCCUGGACCAAGCACAUCACUGCCCCAAAGCAGCAUGGGAUACUCCUCUACCUCCCAACAGCCGCCCCAGUACUCUCACCAGACCCACCGCUACUGAGACAUCCCACCCAUACGCAAAUACAUUCACACACAUACAACGCCCUCGCCACGCCCACCUGAAAGAAUGUACUGAGGGAUGUGGGGGUGUCCAUGGCAACAGCAUCCCCACAUCACCCCACCCCUCAGAGGGCACCUUCUCUGCAGCAGUCCGUUAGGCCAGAAUGGCAUCAAAGUACACUUCUUCAAGAUAAAACACAGUAACCCCAGUAUUAGAAGCACCGCUAUAGAGCAAAAGCUAAUGGGAACACAAGG